Messenger RNA from Oryza sativa Japonica Group (Japanese rice), 934 nucleotides. RefSeq names its product organic cation/carnitine transporter 4. Gene Ontology annotation, molecular function: transmembrane transporter activity. Gene Ontology annotation, cellular component: membrane. NCBI's taxonomy places the organism in Eukaryota, Viridiplantae, Streptophyta, Magnoliopsida, Poales, Poaceae. The record is from RefSeq and is a predicted model, not a curated record. Gene Ontology annotation, biological process: transmembrane transport.
GCUUCCCGCCGUCGAGGGGGGAGGCCGGCGGUGAGUGCGCACGGUUCAGGCUGGUGCUCUCAGUGGCGAUCAACCUGCUCGCCCUCGGUGGUGUACUGUCUCAGCCCCAACGUCGUCAACCUCAAGAACAACCUCUACGUCAGCGUCCUGUGAACUCGCUCGCCGAGAUGCCCGCCUACCUGCUCACCGCGCUGCUCCUCGACCGCUUCGGCCGGAAGCCGCUCGCUAUCGGCAUGAUGCUUCUCAGCGGCAUCUCCUGCUCCGCCGGCAACCUCAUCGCCGGCGCCGGCGACAUGAGGGUGGCGAGGCUGGCGUGCGGGGUGGUAGGGAUCUUCGGCAUGGCGGCGACGUACAACCUGUUGUUCAUCUACACGGCGGAGCUGUUCCCGACGGCGGUGCGGAACACGGCGCUGGGGUGGAUGUCGCAGGCGUCUCAGAUGGGCGCCAUACUGGCGCCGCCGGUGGUGGUGGGUUUUUUCGGCGAUGGCCCUCCCUGUACACAGAGCCGAGGCGUAGCCGAGGAACCGACCGAGCCCGGCUGCACUCAGGUCGUCCCUCCUGCCGACGCCGCCGCCGCGAUGCGCCUGCCAGAACCCGACCCUCGCCGGCGCAAUCAUGCCUGCUCAUCGGCAACACGAGAGGAGAGAAGAGGAGAGGAAAGGGGGAGGAAGAAGGGAGAGAAGAGGGGAUAGAGAAAAAGUGCUGACGUGGACACAUUGAUAUGUGAGGCCCACGUGGGACCCACGCUGAGUCAGCUGUCACGUCAGACAAAACCGGAGUCAAAACCGCCGAGGUACCUAGUCUGCACUGGUUUUGUAAGUUUGGGGAUGCGUUGUAUCUGGUUUUACGGUUUAAGUACGAUUUUGUAACUCGAUGACAAGUUGAGGGACCUUCGGUGUACUUUUUCCUUUUUAAAAAGAAAAUAUAACAUUCC